Octopus sinensis (East Asian common octopus) is the source of this 1536-nucleotide messenger RNA. RefSeq names its product caspase-3-like. Gene Ontology annotation, molecular function: cysteine-type endopeptidase activity. Gene Ontology annotation, biological process: proteolysis; regulation of apoptotic process. NCBI's taxonomy places the organism in Eukaryota, Metazoa, Mollusca, Cephalopoda, Octopoda, Octopodidae. The transcript is spliced from 2 exons. The coding region runs from base 355 to 1278 and encodes 307 amino acids. The record is from RefSeq and is a predicted model, not a curated record.
UAUAUAUAUAUAUAUUCAUAUGUGGACGGCACCCACUUCUGUUAUUUUUUUCAGAAUCCCCCAUUCUGUAAAAAAACCAAAAAAAAAAAAGCCAAGUGGAAUCGGUCUGCAUUCUUUAAGUCCGCUUUAUAUGUGUGUCUCUGUAUAAAUAUAAUUGUCGCAUUUAAUCAAAUUUCAUUACACCGAUCGUUUUUGCCUUCGCAAACCAGGAAGUGAAACGGUUGACUCUUUAGCUUUUUAUUCCCGAUGAAUAUUGAUAUUUUUUUUUACAGAUUUCUAUUAUUUUAAUAUCUAUAAUUUUAUAUAAACGUGAGCAGUGAACAAGAAGUACAUCAUAUUUCUCAGGAACGAUUUAUGCAAACCCGAGUUUAUUUUGUAAAACACGUGGACGAUCUCGGAUCAUUUUUAGAUCAUGCUUUAUCCAAUGGUUUAUUGACUGAGGGACAUAAAAAUGGAAUAAUGUCCGAAAGAAAUCCUGACCACCAAAUACGAAAGUUACAUGAUUAUAUAUUCAAGAAACUUCCGAAUGUUUCAGAUAAAUUGAUGUCAGCCUUGAAAAAAUCGAAACAUUUUAAGAUAUUUGAUCUUUUAGACGAUCCGUCAGUCUACCCGAUGAAAUUCAAACCUCAUGGUCGUGUUAUAUUAAUAAAUAAUGUGAAAUUUCCCGUUGGGAGUAAAUACAAUGAAAGGCUCGGAAGCGAAAAGGAUGUGGAAGGUAUCAGGGAACUUUUCAAGGCUUUCAAUUUCGAUGUUCAACUUUAUUCUAAUAAAACGGCCGAGGAAAUGGAAGGAAUAAUUGAGAAAACAUCGAAGGAAAGUACAGACCGUGAAGAUUGUUUCGUUAUGUUCUUGAUGUCACAUGGUGUUAGAGGGAGUAUCAUUGGAACUGAUGGUAAGGAAUUAUCUUAUUCCACUAUUAAUACCAUUCUAAAGGAGAGUUAUGAGCUGAAAGACAAACCAAAACUCAUUUACGUAAACACUUGCCAAGCUUAUUUUGAAAAAGAAGAUGUCGCGCAAUAUUUCAACGUGGCAGACCUACAUGUUACUUUUGCCACGGUUCCAGAAAGCUUUGCUUACCGAAGUAGGAAGAAAGGCAGUCUUUUCAUUAUAUCUUUACUCAAAGUCUAUGAAAAUAAUAAAAGCAAGUGCGACAUCUCAUCAUUAUCAGUUAAAAUAAAUUCACAAGUUUCGAAGGAAUGCAAAGAGAUUAACAUGGAUCAGGUUUCAAGUUGUUAUUCCACCUUGAAGAGAAAGGUGAUUCUUCGAGCCACAGAUUAACCUAAUUCUCUCUUCUCCUUCUCUCAUUAAAAUAUAAAGAAAUUGAACAACAAUGGUAUGUACGUUAAACCUUUCCAAAUUCGCCUCCAUCCACAACCUAAUCUGUUAUUCUUGGAUUCCACUUCACCUGACUAAUAAUUAUUUCUGAUUUCGGUACAAAGCCAACAAUUUAAAGAGGAGGACUUAUCAGACACCAUUCUCUGCAGAACUUUAUUUUAUUUUAUAAAUUACAAACGAUAUUUCUUUUGAAUUCCUUGA